AGUUGGGUGAAAUUAUUCAAAGGCUAUUUUUACUCAAAAGGUGCAAUCUGAAUUUGAUAUAAUGGAACAAAAUUCCUUAUUUAAUGAAGAGAAGACAUUAGUUUUAGUUGGAAGAACAGGAAAUGGUAAAAGUGCAACUGGAAAUAGUAUUCUUGGAAGAAAUGUCUUUAAAUCUGGAACACGUUCUUCAAGUAUGUCACGUAUUUGUGAAUUACAAAAAAGUACAAGAAAAGAUGGAACAACUAUUAAUAUUAUUAAUACUCCAGGAUUAUUCGAUGGAAGUGAUUCUUCUGGAAAGGAAAUAAUCAAAAGUAUUGAUCUAGCUAAAGACGGAAUUCAUGCAAUUCUUGUGGUAUUCUCUGUUAGAACACGUUUUUCUGAAGAGGAACAAACUACUUUACGUGUUUUGAAAACUUUGUUUGGACACAAAAUUGUUGAUUACCUGAUUAUAGUUUUUACGGGAGGUGACGAACUCGAAUAUAAUGAAGAGACACUAGAUGAUUAUUUGGGUCAAGAAUGUCCACAACCUCUUAAGGAUAUUUUGCUCCAAUGUGACAAUCGUAAAGUACUCUUUAAUAAUAAGACAAAGGAUGAAACAAAGCAACUACAACAAGUUGAAGAGCUUCUCCAUCUUGUUAACAAGGUUAUAUCUAAUAAUAAUGGACAACCAUAUACCAAUAAGACAUUUAUAAAAUCACAGGAAGGAUCAAAAUUGAAAGAAGAAACUGCAAACCUUUUAGAAAAGUUGGAAGAAGAAAGAGUUGAAAGAGUUAAGAUUGAAAAAAAGUCAAAGUCAACAUCAGCUUCAUGGAAUGAUGAAGCUAAAAAUAUGAAGCAUAAUCAUCCAAGACCACCUAUAUUUCAACAACUAUGGUCUAUGUGUAAAACUCCCUUUUCUAAAAUUUUCAAAUUUUAGCACUAUUUUAUGUUCAAAAGUAUU
Molecule: messenger RNA, 940 nt
Organism: Vigna radiata var. radiata (mung bean)
Lineage: Eukaryota; Viridiplantae; Streptophyta; Magnoliopsida; Fabales; Fabaceae
Product: immune-associated nucleotide-binding protein 9
Exons: 5
Coding region: 62-916 (284 amino acids)
Molecular function (GO): GTP binding
Source: RefSeq, a predicted model, not a curated record